Molecule: messenger RNA, 1354 nt
Organism: Branchiostoma belcheri (Belcher's lancelet)
Lineage: Eukaryota; Metazoa; Chordata; Leptocardii; Amphioxiformes; Branchiostomatidae
Product: protein FRA10AC1 homolog
Exons: 12
Coding region: 56-1009 (317 amino acids)
Biological process (GO): dephosphorylation
Molecular function (GO): phosphatase activity
Source: RefSeq, a predicted model, not a curated record
CUGCGCGUACUUCCUGUCCCCGAACUAUUUUAUAUGUUUACUCUAAAGUGGCAAAAUGGCGGAACGUCUUGAUUUGGGCAAGAUCCACCGGGCUGGAGGUUACAGUUCGGAGUUCGAUGAGUAUGACAGUGAACAGGAUCAUGAUGCGGAGACGGAGAAGAAAAGGUCUAUCAAAGACGACGAGUUGUACAGGAAGUCUCGGCCCAGCACGUCCAGAGAAGUCCCGUCAAAGAGAACAGUCGCUGCGAUGUACGACAAGGAGGAAACCCAGAACAGGAUGUACCACUUCAGGGCCAUGGAUGCUUAUGGAAGACACAAGGAGCUCAUCAACAACUACCUGCUGUACUAUGGAGGGAAGAAAGAGGACUUCAAACGGUCAACUGCAAAUGACAAGACAGACCUGGACAUAAUCCGAGAGAACCACCGCUUCCUGUGGAACGAUGAAGAAGAGGAAAUGGACACAUGGGAAAAAAGAAUGGCAAAGAAAUAUUAUGACAAGCUCUACAAGGAAUACUGCAUUGCUGACCUGAGUAGAUACAAGGAGAACAAGGUUGCACUCAGAUGGAGAAUAGAAAAAGAAGUAAUCGAAGGAAAAGGCCAGUUUUCCUGUGGAAACAAAAAGUGUUCAGAGACAGAAGGUCUGAAGAGCUGGGAAGUCAACUUUGGUUACAUGGAGCAAGGAGAGAAGAAAAAUGCACUCAUCAAGCUCAGACUGUGUCCAGACUGUUCUUAUAAACUCAACUACCACCACAAGAGAAAAGAGGCAAAGUCUCAUAAGAAGAGAUCAGAAGGGAAUGUGUCCAAGAGAAGGAAACAUGACCAGGAGGACUCAGACAGAAGAAAAGAGGACAAAGACAAGACAGCCAGUCCUGAAGCUGAGAAAGCAUCCAGCACUACCCCUACAAACAGUCAGUCAGCUGAGGAAGUCUGGAAAGGUCCUGUACAAAUUGUUGAAGAAAAAUCCAGGGAGGAAGAAUUUGAUGACUACUUUGAAGACAUGUUCCUCUGAGAGCACAUUUGGAACUGUGGGUUUGGUUAAUGUAGUUUCUUUUAGAACUACCCCAUACAUCAAUUAAGUGUCAUUUUAUGAUAUAGAUUAGAUUAGGUAUUAACUUACCAAAGAAAGUCCAGAAAUACAUGUAAAACAGACCCAUGAAGAUUCUUUGUACAUUUGGACAAAGUUGCACUUUAAUACUCUCACAUGUGGCAAAAAUUGUAUGUGAACUAAAUCUGAUCAAUUCUAUACAGUUCAAAAUGUUGCUACUAGUGUCUCUUGUGAUUUCCAUACCAAACUUUCUUGUACAUUUGCUAGGGGAAGGAAAUAUUGCAUUUAGCUGAAAUAAAGACUGAUGCU